AACAAAUCUUUUUUCUGUGGAAUCGAGAGGAACGGCCCAUUUUCUCACAAAAUUGAGAGUUUUGUUGGCAUGGCAGGUGUUUUUCGUGCUCAUCCGACUUGAUUUGGCUCUCCGUUCUUGUGCGUGUCCUCGUCGCUUGAGUUUUCCCGACGCAGAAGUAUUUCGACUCGGCCCUCUAACGCGACUGACCCGCCUAUGCAGCUGCUCAUGUCAUGUAGUUAACUUCGUGUUUCUUGAGAUCCAAUUGCCAUGCUUUCUUUUCAUUUUCGCUGUCGACUUGUUCACACACUUCCCGCUCUGCACGCUGCCUUUUCUCAGGGCCAUUCGUCUAAGUUCGUACCCGCCAUACGCGUCCUCUCUGCUGGUUUUUCCCUGCUUCAUCUGCCGUUAACUUGUGGAGCCCGGACAAGUCCUUGUUGAGAGGAAAAACGUUCGAACCUCCUGGAACUUUGAAGGACCAAAGUAGAUGCUGAACCACAAAACGCACUUUCUCCGCUACCAGGAACAGCAGUUUUUACUCCAUUGGGACAGUCAGUGACCCCACGAUUUGAAACAAGCCAAAGAAACUGUGCCGGUUCGUGAGACCUCUGUGGAAAAUACACUGCGGUGUCAGUCUUUCUGCUCGGAUCUAUGAGACUUGGAACUUUCUUAGGUCCCGCUUUUCUUGCCAGUCUUCCUCGUUCAGCGAUUCCUGGCAUUUUCUUUUCUUCUACCGGUAGACAGCGAGACUCCCUGCUGUUCAGUCCGAGACCGGCGUUCAUCCGCGGAACCGCCAUGCCAAAGGGGAUCCGACAGCCUGCAGCGGCUGCGGCGGUAAAGAAGAAGCCGGAGACAGCGAACAAGCAAGAGAAGAGAGGCGAACGCGGCGACCCAGGUGAUGCGGGUCUUCCCUGCUUUCUGAGAGCCGUUGACGGAGGCUUCACGCUGGCGGUGCAUGCCAAGCCAGGCGCGAAGCAGUCACAGAUUCCGUCUGUCAAUGAACAGGCAGAACAGCUGGACGUUCAGAUCGACGCUCCUGCUCGAGAAGGAGCUGCGAAUGAGGAACUCUGCGAGUUCAUCGCUGAUGCAUUAAAACUGAAGAAGCGCGAGGUUUCCCUGCAGUCGGGUCACAAAUCUCGAGAGAAGGUUCUACUCCUCCAGACGACACGCGCGCCUGCGGAUAUCGUCGCUGCACUGAAGCAGCACAGUGGGCAGGCUUCUUGAGUUUCCUUCUCGUCUCCGUUGUCAACGCCCCUUGCGGUUCUGGGAAAGCCUUCCUGUUUCGUCAGUUUGUGAACGCUACGCAGCGGACCUCACCCGUCUCCUGGCGUCUCCCGCAGCAGCUGUUG
Toxoplasma gondii ME49 is the source of this 1328-nucleotide messenger RNA. Its product is annotated as ACR, YggU family COG1872 domain-containing protein. Lineage: Eukaryota; Apicomplexa; Conoidasida; Eucoccidiorida; Sarcocystidae. The transcript has 5 exons. Gene Ontology annotation, cellular component: cytoplasm. The coding region runs from base 631 to 1203 and encodes 190 amino acids. The record is from RefSeq and is a predicted model, not a curated record.